AUGCCGGUGCUGCCCUUUCUGCCGGCGUUGGCUUUCGACGAGACUAGCGCCCUGCUAGCAGUGGGCAGCGGUGGCCAAGGCCUACCGACCAUCGAUGUCUACCGAUGUCUUCAUGGAACCUGCUUUGCGAGGGCUUCAGUCCCAGCACCAGAUGAUGGAGCAGAAGACAUGCCAGCAGUACCAACCUGCGGCUUUCUCCGGGGUGGCUUUGCCUUCGUUCUGGCGGCGGUGACGCAGGCCGGCAAUGUCUUCCUCUUCGAUUUGCGGAGGGCCGGGACGCAAGGUCAGCAACGUUAG
Symbiodinium natans is the source of this 297-nucleotide messenger RNA. Lineage: Eukaryota; Dinophyceae; Suessiales; Symbiodiniaceae. The record is from the annotation of a GenBank genome assembly.